AAGAAAAAAUAAACACAACAAAAUAAGUUGGAGCAAAAAUUAGCAUUCCAAUUGUGUAAAUAUAGCAUUUCUAUUAACAAUUGAAAAUUCGGAAUUGUUUUUGUUUUUAAACGAGUUCUUAAGAGGUAUAGUGCGUUUUAAACACAGCUUAAAGUUAUUACACACGUGCAAACAUCAAAGCUUGAAAGAAAUUCCAGCACAAAGUACACGUACAAAAAUCCCUUGUAGAUAAACCACCCACAGUGGGCGUCAUAAACAAGACCAAAGUUUCUAUUUGUCAUCGGUCUGCAUGAAUAGCUGCGCAGAAAUUCCAAUGUGAGAAGAUUUUUCUGCCACAAGAGCCAUUUAGUGUCCGUGGCAACAACCCUCGGUUGCAGCGAACUAUUGCUUUGGAGCAAAUAUAAUUCCUUUGCAGCGACAGUUUUCAGAGGACCUUCGUCGAAGUUGGAAGCAAAAAUUGAAUAGUCUCUAAAGUCAAGAGUUCCAUAUUGUGUCAGAAAGCAGCAUUGUAAAGCAGUGGCCAAAGAGAUAUCAGCAACUACAGUUCAGAAAUCCUAUAUACUAUAGUACGCGUUUUUGAACGUAUUGCGCGAAAUAUCGAUUAAAGUAAAGCCCAGAUUGAAAUUAAUACUUCCAAAUUUAUCGAUUUGUAAUUGGCUCUUCAAUAAAACAAAGUGAAAAAAUUGCCACUUACACCUUGCCAAAGAUUUCUGUCGAAAGGUAAUAAAAGCGAAAAUUUCGUAACUAUCGUGCACUAGUAAACGCAAAUUAAAGUCGGCCAUAAACGUUUUAACAUUGAAAAGUUCACAUUUGAAAAAAGUAAAAAAAAAAAUUGGAAAAACGUUGAAAAAGUAAAAUCUGCAAAGUAGUCAACAGCCACAGCGACUCAGGUGCAAAAAACUUGUAGUGCUCAACUCAAAAGUGUUGGUAAAACGCGAGAGAUUCGUGAGAACUUGGGCUACACGCGAACAAACAACCCCUGUUUUCUCAUUCAGGGUACCUACUUUUUGCAUUCCAAAAAUUUCGUGACGCGCGUGUCAAAUCGACCACCCACAAACGAACUAAAAAAAUAAGAACAAAAUCGCAUCUGCAUGCGAACCACCAUUCGUUUUCGUUGCUCUUCCACGCACUAGAUACUACCUUAACUUUAUAAUCAGACCAUCGUCAAAGAGUCUGGAUUAGAAACAACAAAAUUUCUUACUUGGAGCCACAUACUCCCACCAAUACAUAAACUCAUCGUUUGGUGUGCCAGAAAGUGCAACAUUGCGAAAAUAUUUUGUAAUAAACGGAAUUUGUAAAAGAAGCAAACAAAAAGCUAGUGGUCAAGUAUGUUCUCUGGUCUUACAAAUCAAUUCACUUCGUUGGUAGGCGCCGUUAAAGGCGGUCAAGCCGACGAAGAUGUGCCUGCACCCACCCAGGAUGCUGCUGCCGCUCCGGAAGCAUCCGCUGCUGCCGUUACAGCAGCAACAGCACCAGCUGCAGGCGCAGACCAAACUGCGAAUGCGGCUGGCGUUAGUGGGGAGCAACUUAUGGAAGGUGAAGAGGGUGCUAAAAGCGGCGCAAACAUCGUUGAUCAAUUCCUCACAGAAGCAACCGGUUGGUUGGGAAGUGCCAAAGGCUGGUUAGGCAGUGCCAGCGCUUCAAUUCCAUCGAUGCCGGCAAUGCCUACCAUGUCUAUGCCAUCAAUGCCAGCUAUGCCAGCCAUGCCGUCGAUGCCCUCCAUUCCGGGGCUGCGCAAGGGUGGCGCCGAAGCUGGUGAGGGUGUCGCCGCCGAUGGCGCUGUUCUCGAGAGCGGAGAUGCUACAGGUGCCGUGAGUGGUGAAGAUGAUGACAAAUCGAGGUACAUUAGCGCUACAGAGGGUGCCGAUUCGCAUCCCGCUUCCGGCGGUGGCACCCCCACUGGCGAUGAGGGUCAAAUCGGACAGGGUAAGGGCGAAGAAGCGAACAUUACCACAAAAGUAACGCAACAGGCAAAGCAUUUUGGUUCAUUCUUGUCGUCGGCAAUAAAUAAGGCGGGCGCCAAAAUCAAGGAGACUGUCAAGGAGAAUCCCAUACUCGAGUCCUUCAACAAAGAACAGGAAGCCUUUAUGAAAAGUCAAGGCGGUCAAGAUUCCGGUGCUGCACCUUGGAUCGGACACCCCAACGAGGCUAAGAUCAAAGAGGAAAUACUCGGCCUCUCACAGGAUCGUCGUAAUUUUGUGCGCGCACCACCAGCCGGUGUUGAUUUCGAAUUCAACUAUGAUACAGCGUAUCCCACAGCUAUUGCCAUAAUGGCCGAAGAUAAGGCGCUGGAAACGAUGCGAUUUGAAUUGGUGCCCAAAAUCAUCACCGAAGAGAAUUUCUGGCGGAAUUAUUUCUAUCGCGUUUCACUAAUUAUUCAGGCAGCCGAAUUAGGUACACUUGGCGCUGAUGGCGUUGGUCAGGCCUCGAGCGGCGAAGACGCCCAAAACGCAGUAAGUGAAAAAUCCCAAACGCAAGCUGCUGGUGCUGCUGUCAUUGCUGUCAGUGAAGAGCAAACCAUAGCAGCUAAUAAAGGCGCCAAAGCGUCUGAGCACAUAUCGCCUAUUUUCGAACAACCCACCGGUGCUGGUGUAAACAAAUUUACUACCGAAAGCCUACGGCACAGUGAAUCUGAAUUCGUUUCGGAUUCCUUCCAAGCGACUAAUGAAAAAGAUUUAGAGGAAAUCAAAGAUGGUAUGCGUAAAUUGGGUAUUGACACUAUGACAGAUCAAGCGCUCGGCAGUGAUGAAGAACAAUGGGAAAAAGAUCUGGAGGCUGAGUUAAAGGACUACGAAGUGGUAAGCGGCACAACGGGCGCUACGACAGCCGCUCAGAAUCGUGUUGCCGCCGUCAACAAUAUGGAUGGCAAUGGCGACGACGACGACGACGACGACGAAAUACCGACAAUAUCAAAUCUGCGCACACGUUCAACGAACAACGAUUGGGAGGAGUAUGCCGAUCUUAUCGAAGAUACCGAUGAUUUAAAGUAAUUAAGAGCCUAUAUCGUAGCUUCUUUUAACUAAGUUCACUCCUACAUAUAUGCAUAUAUAUAUACAUAUAGUUAAUUAUUCGUAUUAUUACCACCACUACCACCACCAUCUCCACCAGUACCACUACUAGUACUUCUACUACUACUUACUAUAACCACUUUCUGCCGACCCAUUAUGCAAUUAAUAAUUUUUUGAUUUUUUUUUAUAAUCAACUUUAAUAACUGAUUAUACGUGUACUUGACUUGUUGUAUUUGACGUGUAAUUUUUCUUGUUUUUCUUCUUUUUUUCUCCAUUCCAAUGUAAUUUCCAAUCCCACCCUUUGCUACCGACGGCUUUACUUUUCGCCCCCUUUUGCCACAUUUUUACUUUAUUAUAUGCAAUUUUUUGUCACACUACUGUAACUUUAACUGUAUUUGUGGUUUUUGUUUAUAUACAUAUACAUACACUAUUUGGAAACUAUAUUGCUUCCACUGAAUUGUAACUAAAUUAAAAUAUAAAAAAAACAUACCUUGACACAUGUGUGUAUGUAUAAAAAUUAAAAUUUGUGACUUUAUA
Rhagoletis pomonella (apple maggot) is the source of this 3545-nucleotide messenger RNA. It is a transcript of the gene Sap47, whose product is annotated as synapse-associated protein of 47 kDa. The transcript has 10 exons. The record is from RefSeq and is a predicted model, not a curated record. Gene Ontology annotation, cellular component: cytoplasm; synapse. Bases 1329 to 2990 code for a protein of 553 amino acids. Lineage: Eukaryota; Metazoa; Arthropoda; Insecta; Diptera; Tephritidae.